AUGUCUGCAUCACCCUUCGCCUCUCCAGUUCCCGAGUCAUCAAGCAUGGACACUCAGCAGGUAGCCAACAUGAGAGAGUCCGCCGAGAACGGGUUCGAGCCUCCGGUGGACGAUUCUGAAUUCGACAGAGUCGUGCGGAGCAUCAACGACCCGAACGCGGCAGAAAACAUGGACUUCUUAAACAGAGACCUUGAAAUAGGAGAAAAAGCAGACAACGCGAUAGACUAUGAGGAUUUCGACGAUGACGAACUCCCAGAUGAAGAAGAUGAGGCUUCGAGUGCGAAACCGGCUGCUGCUUUACCGCAGGAUGAUGACCUUGGGGAUCUCUUUGGCGGAGACGAUGAAUUUCAGGAGAUCAGAGAGGGUGGAGGAGACGAGCUGGAUGAUUUGUUUGGAGAUGUGCCGUCAUCUCCUGUUAACAAGAAGGCGGCUAUUGGGCUUUCGCUUCCUAUGGUAGAUCAUGGGAUGGGCAUAUUCGGGGAUAGUGGCACAAUCCAAGGGGCCCUCGAGGCGCAUGAUGAUAUCUUCGAUGAGGGCAUGGAGAGUGACAAAGAGGCACCAAGGUCGCCUACUCUUGAUAUGGACCCCGCGAUGCUCCGAGACUACCAACUUCAACAAGCUCUGUUCGCCAUGUCCGCCUACGGACCAGACAAUCCCCCCGCUCCGCCGGAAAAUAACGAAGAAUUACUUGCUUCCCUAUGGCCUAAGUUUGAUAAGGAUGCCCUACCACGCUUCUUGGAGUUACUACCACCGAAAAAGGCACGCUUUAUUGGCAAGGUGCCUCUCAAACCCCCAAAGCGAAUUAACCCUACGAAAGUCAACAUUGAACUCGCCCCGGAUCAAGAACGUGCCUUUCUUUUUGCUGGAAAUAUGCAGAAGAAAUCCGCAGAGCCUGAUCAGUUUAUCACCGUUAUAACCCCUGAAUCCACGUCUGCUGAGGCCAGCGACAUAGAGGAAGGUGACGACUCUGAUGAAGACCUUCCUGGUGGUAUCACCAUGGAAGACUUGCAGUUUAUUUGCGCAGACUGGGAUGUAAAGAAUGCUCCUUCAGAGCACGAAAAAGAGACUACGCCUGAAGCACCCCGAAAUGAAGAAGAUGACUGGUUAUUCGAAGUAACCCAGCCAACUAAAAAGCGCAAACUCGGGAAAGAACCUUCGGAUUACCUGUCAUACUCGCAUAUUGAUUUACCCAGUCUGGAUGACCCAGCCGAAGCUACUGCGAUACUCGCUAGGAAGAUUCGGAUAGAUAUGAAUGAUCCCCAUUUAUUGCUGGAUGACUACUCCAACAAUGAACCUACUACACAAAUUAAACCCAGCAAGCUUCAACGUGCUGGAGAAAUGUCCAGUGGCUUGACCAAGCGUCUAAUGCAAAGAUACAACAUUUCAAAUGAUACCGCUUACGAUAUGCUGAAAGAGAACCACCAGAAUAAGGUGCGAAGCACCCUGGGAAAUAUCGCCCUAGAACAUAGUAUGCCUGCAAUCCGGCUGCAGUGGCCAUAUUAUAAGACCAAGCUUGCAAGACCGGAAGCUCGGUCAUUCCAUCGUCCCUCUUUGAGCUUUUAUCCAAAUCUUCCUCUCUCCUUCAAAGUCCCCGUCCAUGUCAAACGGAAACACCAAAAGGGAAAAGGCGCGAAAGCCCUUUACGACACCACAAAAUCACUAUCUUUAGCUGAUAACUCGAAUGCGUUGUUAAUCGAACACUCCGAAGAGUAUCCGACAAUGUUAUCCAACUUCGGCAUGGGUAGUCGUUUGAUAAACUAUUACCGCAAGAAAAAUGCGGAGGAUCCAUCACGACCAAAGACAGAGAUUGGAGAAACUGCAGUUUUACUGCCGCAAGACAAGAGUCCAUUUUCCAGUUUUGGCCAUGUCGACCCUGGAGAGACUACACCUACUAUUACAACUGGUUUAUACCGUGCGCCCGUUUUCCGUCAGGAGGCUAGAAAUACCGACUUCCUAAUCUUCCCAUCUGUUGAUGUGCCCGGACCUCAUUCCAGAAAAGUCACGACUGCGGCAAAGAAUCGCCUCAAAAUGAUAUGCUACCGUCGAAUAAAGAAAAAUGGGAACAACAGGGUUAGUGUAGCAGAGGUUACCGAGCAUUUCCCUGAUUCAACAGAUAUGCAAAAUAGGCAAAAGAUGAAAGAGUUUCUCCAGUUCAAUAAAGACCAUAAAGAGUGGGAAAUGAAAAGCGGAGAGCCAAUACCUAGUGAAGAUGUUAUGCGCGGUUACGUUAAGCCUGAAGACGUCUGUCUUCUCGAAGCCAUGCAAGUCGGACAGCAACAACUCCAUGAUGCUGGAUAUGACCGUGAAUCAGAUGAUGGUGACGACUACGAAGGAAAAGAAGGAGAAAGUUUAGAACAGCAACUCGCUCCGUGGAAAACGACAAGAAGCUUCCUUCUCGCCUCCCAAGGAAAAGCCAUGCUACAGCUUCAUGGGGAGGGAGAUCCUACUGGUCGCGGAGAAGGCUUCAGUUUCAUCAAGACAUCUAUGAAGGGUGGCUUCAGAGCAGUGGGAGAGAGUGUUGAAGACAAGCUUGAUGCCCAACGACAAAAGGAGCUCGGAGGUCAUAGCUAUAACGUCGCUAGGCAACAAAAGUCCUAUGAAGAAUCCAUCCGCCGAAUCUGGGAAAGCCAAAAGUCUAGCUUAUCUUCAACCAUUCAACACUCAGACGAAGAAAGUGAUGUGGACAUGGGAGAAGCUGAUGAACUGUUCGGAAAGCCAACGCCAAGAUCAGACCGUCCAACUCCGUCCUUCAGCCGCCGAGACGAUGAGACAACCAGUCAGUUCAGCCGAUUUAGUACCUCGAGUCAAUCGGGUAAGGUCAUGGUAAUCACCCGUCAAAUACGAAACAACAAGGGCAAAAUUGAGAGUGUCAAGGAAGUCAUCAGGGAUGCCAGGGUGAUUAAACAGUAUCAGAAGCAGCGUCAUGAAGCUGAACUUGCAAACUUAGCGCUUAUUGACAUUGAACCAACGGGGGACCCGGAAGUCGAUGCUCGAAACAUGAAGCAUAUUCAGGACGAACUUCGUCGUCUUCAGCGAAAUAAGGAGCGGCGCCAUGCUCGAGAAAAGCAGAAAAGUCUCAUUGCCGAAGGGAAUCGCGAAAUGUCUCCCACUACGGCUGCGUGUUCUCCUGCUCCAACUGGUCCAGGUGGCCCCAAGACGGGGGGCACACAGCGGAAAUGUGCUAACUGUGGUCAAGUUGGCCAUAUCAAGACUAACAAAAAACUUUGCCCACUUCUUAAUGGAUCAAUGAGACCAGAGGACGCAUCCAACAUGCCGGCAUUUACAAUGGGCGUUCCAACUAUAUAA
This is a messenger RNA of Microsporum canis CBS 113480, 3306 nucleotides long. RefSeq names its product transcription initiation factor TFIID subunit 1. The transcript is spliced from 5 exons. Gene Ontology annotation, molecular function: TBP-class protein binding; RNA polymerase II general transcription initiation factor activity; histone acetyltransferase activity. The record is from RefSeq and is a predicted model, not a curated record. Gene Ontology annotation, cellular component: transcription factor TFIID complex. Gene Ontology annotation, biological process: transcription by RNA polymerase II; RNA polymerase II preinitiation complex assembly. Lineage: Eukaryota; Fungi; Ascomycota; Eurotiomycetes; Onygenales; Arthrodermataceae. The coding region runs from base 1 to 3306 and encodes 1101 amino acids.